AGAGAGAGGAGGGCUGCAGCUUCCAGUCAUGGUGGGGGCACUGGCCGGGUUUUCAGUGGCCAGUCUCUUGACGUUUGGCUACCUGUCCCGGGACUGGCCACCAGGACCCGGGUCUUCCUCGGGGGGCAGUGAGCCCCCCUCCAAGCCCCACCUGAUCUUCAUCCUGGCCGACGACCAGGGCUUCCACGACGUGGGCUACCACGGGUCCGAAAUCCGCACGCCCACCCUCGACAGACUGGCCGCCCAAGGGGUCAAGCUGGAGAACUACUACAUCCAACCCAUCUGCUCCCCGUCCAGGAGCCAACUCAUCACUGGCCGGUACCAGAUACAUACAGGACUUCAGCACUCCAUUAUAAGGGCUGGACAGCCUAAUUGUAUACCCUUGGAUAAUGUAACUCUUCCUCAAAAGCUUCAAGAGGCUGGCUACUCAACACACAUGGUUGGAAAAUGGCACCUAGGGUUUUAUAAAAAGGAAUGCCUGCCAACGCGAAAAGGAUUUGAUACAUUUUUUGGGUCACUUACGGGGAGUGGGGACUAUUAUACCCAUGACGUCUGUGAUGGUCCCAAUGCCUGUGGAUAUGAUCUGCACAAGGGCGAAAACGUGGCUUGGGAGUACAGGGCUCACUCCUACUCCACCUUCCUGUAUACCCAAAAAGUAGAGGAAAUCCUAGCAUCUCACAAGCCUAAGGAGCCAAUAUUUUUAUACAUUGCUUUCCAAGCAGUGCACACACCUCUUCAAGUGCCUAAAAACUACCUGGGUCAAUACAAGUCAAUCCAGAAUGUGGGCCGGAGAAGAUAUGCUGCUAUGGUAACAUGCUUGGACGAAGCAGUGAACAACGUUACACUGGCAUUGAAGAAAUAUGGUUACUAUGAGAACAGUAUAAUAAUCUACUCUUCGGACAAUGGAGGGCAACCAUUAGCCGGGGGCAGUAACUGGCCACUUCGCGGGCGCAAAGGAACAUAUUGGGAAGGAGGAAUUCGUGGAAUUGGCUUUGUCCACAGUCCUCUACUCAAAAACAAGGGGGCCGUGAGUCGCGGAUUGAUGCACAUCACUGACUGGUAUCCCACUUUGGUGACACUAGCAGAGGGAGAACUUGAGGAGAAUUUGGGUCUUGAUGGGUAUGACAUAUGGGAGGCAAUCAGUGAAGGGAAACCUUCCCCGCGGACUGAUAUUCUGCACAACAUUGACCCGCUUUACACACGUGUCAAAAGCAACUCACCUCAUGACGGAUUCGGAAUCUGGGACACCACAAUUCAAGCAGCAAUCCGAGUUGGAGACUGGAAAUUAUUGACCGGUAACCCGGGUUUCAGUGACUGGAUCCCACCUCAAACCUUCCCAAAUUUUGCUGGGAACUGGUGGAAUCUUGAAAGGGUAUUUUGGGGUAAAAGCAAAACAGUCUGGCUAUUUAAUAUCACAGCAGAUCCUUAUGAGCGGGUUGACCUUUCUCAGCAGUACCCUGAGGUUGUUAAGAGGUUGUGCUUGAGGCUGGCUUACUACAACGUGACUGCAAUUCCCGUCAAGUACCCUCCAAAAGAUCCGAAGAGCAAUCCUAAACUCAACGGAGGUGCUUGGGUACCAUGGGAUAGUGACGAAGAGGAAGAGACUAACUUAAUUAAUAGCUUCCCUGAGAAAAGACCCUGGAAUACUUGCAACAUGCAACUGCGUUUCAAAAAACCUGCUUGGGUAUAGAUAGUGUUUAUUCCAAAAAAGAAUCUUUAUCUUCUUAAAUUUAUAAAAAAGAUAUAACAUAGCUAGUGCUACCACAGCACUUAACACUUUAAAAUGGUUGAAUUGUGCAAAUUAUGACGUGAGAUUCAGAUAUCUAUGUCCAGGCUGAGAUGGUAAUUUUGUCUCUCAAAUUCUCUCAUACAGACAGCACCAGUGGGCUGAAUUUCCAGUGUUGCAUCUUAGGCAUUGUUGGUUGUUAACAGGUUUUCCGUAUUAAAAUCGUGGAUUACCAAAGGCACUGAACAUAAUCCAGAGAGGAAUUUCAGUUUUUGACCUAUGCCAAGAAAGCAAAACUGGUCAGAAGGGAAGUGCUCUCAUCUUCCUAGGUUACCAUGUUCAGUGCUGGCAUUCCCUCUAGGUUGUGGUUUCAAAUUCUAUGAGAUCACAGUGUAGUCAUUGAUGUCUUUCAGGUGAGACUUCAAAUCAAGAUCACAUCUGGCUAUUCAGAUGGGUGUUAAAGAGCAGAAACACAUGUUUCUCUUGGUGUCCUGGCAAACAAUCCUCCAGAUUAAUUACUAAUUUGCCUCACGACUAUGUGGGACAUUUCUGUCACAAACAGCUGAUAUACUACCUACAAAAAUAGAUAGAAAUAUAGAAAUCUGCAGCGCAGAAGGCCAUUCAGCAAUUUCAACAUAAUUAGAAUUUAACAAUUGAUAUAACUCCUUAUUGUGUGAAAACAUCUCAAAGUCCUUCAUAGAAUUUUUCUGUAAAGUGUAGUGACCUUGUAUUUCAAAUCCUAUCAGCACUCGAACCAGCCGUUCCGUUCGCUCAACAAAUACUGGCUUACUUCUUAUCCUCUAACUUAUCCACCCCCACAGGAGUGGAUGGGCUUUCAGUCUUUCUAUUCCCAUUCUCUGAAACUCCAUCCCAAAGUCCAUCUUGUUCACU
Callorhinchus milii (elephant shark) is the source of this 2617-nucleotide messenger RNA. It is a transcript of the gene arsj, whose product is annotated as arylsulfatase family, member J. The coding region runs from base 29 to 1690 and encodes 553 amino acids. The transcript is spliced from 2 exons. The record is from RefSeq and is a predicted model, not a curated record. Lineage: Eukaryota; Metazoa; Chordata; Chondrichthyes; Chimaeriformes; Callorhinchidae.